Lodderomyces beijingensis is the source of this 1203-nucleotide messenger RNA. Lineage: Eukaryota; Fungi; Ascomycota; Pichiomycetes; Serinales; Debaryomycetaceae. The record is from the annotation of a GenBank genome assembly.
AUGAAGCAAGUCAUGAACGGUGUGUUUGCCAUAAACAAACCCAGUGGGAGAACCUCAGCCAACAUAAUUGCAGAGUUACAAGAAAUCUUCACCAAGUCGCAAGUGUUUGCCCUGGAUAUGCAAGCGAUACGAGACAAGAUGUCCUACGACUUGGGCCAGGACAAGAAGUGGAAAAACAAGGCCAAAAAGAAAAUAGCCAACGCCAAGGUGAAAAUCGGGCACGGGGGCGCGUUGGACCCUUUAGCGAGAGGGGUGUUGGUUGUUGGCGUUGGGCUAGGUACAAAGAAGCUACAGUACUACCUCACCGAGUGCCAAAAGACCUACGAAGCCAAGGCAUUGCUUGGUAUUGCCACGACAACGGGUGAUUCAGAGGGACAGAUUGUGUCUCAGAAUGAAAUAGCACAUAUAACACCAGACUCGGUUUUACACGCGGCGGAGAAAUUUGUUGGCGACAUUAAACAAACUCCACCGAUUUUCUCCGCGUUGAAAGUGGACGGCAAGCCCUUGUAUGAAUACGCGAGAGAGGGGAAACCCAUACCGAGGGAUAUCAAAGUGCGAGAGGUUAACGUGGGGCGUAUCAAAGUGUGUGAGGAGGACCUCCUCACCACUGAACAUGACUUUAAAAGAUUGGAAAGCGAGUUGGAUGAAAACGGCGUCGCAAAAGAACAUGCGUUGAUGAACAACCCCACGUUAAACGACUCGCCAUUGUAUUUUUCCAAACAGUACCUUGAGCAAACUGGGGGAGUGCCUCAAGAGUGCAAGCCACGGUUGUUGUCAGAGGACGAGAGCCAUCCGGACAAAUUGCCCAUGUUCCAUUUCACCGCCGAUGUAUCGUCAGGGACCUAUAUCCGGAGUUUAAUCAGUGACAUUGGCCGUGCAAUGGACUCCUCUGCGUAUAUGGUGGAUCUUGUUAGAACGAAGCAGUCGGAAUGGGUUUUGGGUCGCAAUGUGUUUGAGUUGGAGAACUUCCAAAGGGGUGAUAGAGUGUGGGGCCCAGUGUUGAAAAAGGUCUUGGCUCAUGGUGGUGAAGGGGUCGACUUGGCAAAGGAACUAGCCGAGGCUGAAAAGGAGACUCAAAGGGGGGUUGAAAACAAGGGCGAUGAGGACUUUGACUUGGAAUCGGAAUUCGCCAAAGCUAAGCAAGCUCUGCAUCGGGAUAAUGACGAGGGUGCCGAGGGAUUCAAGAAGCGAAAAUUGACCUAG